AAAUGGCUGGUGGCUCCUUUCCUUUGGCUACUCUUUCAUUAGCUUUCCUAUGUAGCUGUCUUACGUUCCAUAAUGCGAAUGCUGAUUUAAUUGGCGAUCUUUGUUCAACUGUGCCGAAUCAUUCUUUCUGUAACCAGGCACUAAGAUCCGAUCCUCGUUCUGCCAAAGCCGAUAUUCGUGGAUUAGGCCAAAUCGCCCUCGACAAAGCAUUAGCCAGUGCCAAGACAACCUUAAAGCUGGCACAAGCACUUGGAAAUGGACAAAAACCGAGUACGUGUGCAGAGGUCUGCAGUGAUGCAAUCGAUGAUCUUAACGAGUGCCAGGGUUUGUUACGUGGGAAUGAUAAAGGAUCUUUAAAUAUUAAAGCGUCGGCUGCCAUGACUGAUUUGGAUACCUGCGAUGAUGAUUACGGAGCAAAGGAACCUAUCAACCUUAAAAAUGCUAGUCAAACAACAAAAGGAUAUAUCAGUAUCAUUUUGGCGGUAUCAAAUCGUCUGUAGGGAAAGAUUAUACAUCUUGAAUGUCUUUUAUGAUGCAAUUUGUAAUUUCAUAAUGAGAGAUGACAAAUGUUUUGCUUGCUUAAAUUUAUUAUUGGA
This is a messenger RNA of Olea europaea var. sylvestris, 596 nucleotides long. Its product is annotated as pectinesterase inhibitor. Lineage: Eukaryota; Viridiplantae; Streptophyta; Magnoliopsida; Lamiales; Oleaceae. Bases 3 to 500 code for a protein of 165 amino acids. Gene Ontology annotation, molecular function: pectinesterase inhibitor activity. The record is from RefSeq and is a predicted model, not a curated record. Gene Ontology annotation, biological process: negative regulation of catalytic activity. The transcript has a single exon.